Molecule: messenger RNA, 2648 nt
Organism: Medicago truncatula (barrel medic)
Lineage: Eukaryota; Viridiplantae; Streptophyta; Magnoliopsida; Fabales; Fabaceae
Product: two-component response regulator-like APRR2
Exons: 12
Coding region: 296-1942 (548 amino acids)
Biological process (GO): phosphorelay signal transduction system; positive regulation of DNA-templated transcription
Cellular component (GO): nucleus
Molecular function (GO): DNA-binding transcription factor activity; transcription cis-regulatory region binding
Source: RefSeq, a predicted model, not a curated record
UCCAUAAUGAGAUGUUACUUUUUUCUGCAUAUGUUUGUGGUUCUCUCUCUUUCUCAAUACGAAUGUGACUGUUCAGAAGUCACAGACACUCUUCAACGCGCUGCACUUACCUCUUUCUCUCUCUCUCUCUCUCUCUCUUCAUGCUUUCUCUGUUAUCAAUCAAUGAACUAAAUUAACAAAGACCAAAACUUUACCGAUACAAAUUCGUGGGCCAUUUUCUUUUCAGCCAAGAAGAACAGAUUGGUAUUGAUCUGUUACUUGUGUAGAGGACUAGAAAAAGGAUGCCAAACCAGCUAUGGUUUGCACUGCCAAUGAUUUACAAGGAUGGAAAGAUUUCCCAAAAGGACUUAGGGUUCUUCUCCUUGAAGGAGACAACAAUUCUGCUUCUGAAAUAAGAACAAAGCUUGAAUCUAUGGACUAUAAUGUUUCUACGUUCUACAAUGAAAAUGAAGCCUUGUCAGCAAUCUCAAGUAGUCCCAAAUGCUUCCAUGUUGCCAUAGUGGAGGUGAGUAUAAGCUGCCCUGAUGGAGGUUUCAAAUUUCUCGAGAAUGCAAAAGACUUGCCAACCAUUAUGACGUCGAAUAGUCAGUGCAUAAACACAAUGAUGAAGUGCAUCGCGCUUGGUGCAGUUGAGUUCCUCACUAAACCACUUUCUGAGGACAAGCUGAAAAAUAUUUGGCAGCAUGUGGUUCACAAGGCAUUCAAUGCCGAGGCAAGCGCUCUGUCUGAAUCACUUAAACCGGUCAAAGAAUCUGUAGAGUCCAUGUUGCAUCUCCAAACAGACAACACACUACAUGAAAGUACAAUAUCAAUAGAUUUAGAUAAGGUGUCCAAGUUUAGUGAUAAUGAACAUGAGCAUUCUGCGGCAAGCGAUAAAUAUCCGGCUCCUUCCACCCCGCAAUUAAAACAAGGGGCAAGGUUAGUGGAUGAUGGUGAUUGCCACGAGCAGACUAAUUGCUUAAUAGAAAAAGAAAGUGGGGAACAUGACAGUGGUGAAUGUAAAUUUGUCGACACUUCAUGUGAGAAUUUGAAUGCUGAAAGUUCUCCUCAACCUACAAAACAUCUGAUUAAGGAGGAAGAAGAUUUUGCCAAGGGUUCCAAGGGUGAGGGUGGUGCUUCAUUGAAUCCACUUAAUAAAAAUUUUCUCGGCGACGCUGGUGGCAAUACAUCUCUGAAUAAAACAAGGGUUUUUAACGAUCCGUGUGAGAAUAAAGCUAAUCGGAAGAAGAUGAAAGUAGACUGGACAGCUGAGCUGCACAAAAAAUUUGUGAAGGCAGUGGAACAACUAGGUAUUGAUCAAGCCAUUCCUUCUCGUAUAUUGGAGUUAAUGAAAGUCGACGGUUUGACAAGGCAUAAUGUGGCAAGCCAUCUUCAGAUUUUUGUUGAACAGAAAUAUAGAAUGCACAAGAGACAGAUCAUCCACACGGACGAAGAUCGAAAAUGGCCAAAUCGAAGAGAUCCUAUGCAAAGGAACUAUUGUAUGCAAAGACCGAUUAUGGCUUAUCCACCAUAUCAUUCUAAUCACACCUUUCCUCCAGCUCCUGCAUAUCCCAUGUGGGGCCAACAUGGAAGUCAAACAGCUGGUGUACCGAUUUGGAGUCCUCCGGGUUAUCCUCUAUGGCAGCCUACAGAAAGUUGGCAUUGGAAGCCAUAUCCGCCAGGGGUGCAUGUGGAUGCAUGGGGUAACCCAAUGUUGCGCCCACCUCAAACUCACUGUAUUCCAUACACUCAAAAUAUGGCUGGGAUGCACAAUGCUAAAGCAGUGGAUUAUAGUUAUCCGGCAGAGGAAGUGGUGGACAAGGCUGUGAAGGAGGCAAUAAACAAGCCAUGGCUACCUUUACCUAUAGGCCUCAAACCUCCUUCAAUGGAUAGUGUGUUGGAUGAACUUUCCAAACAAGGCAUUCCUUUUAGCAAGAAGAGCAAGGGCUCUAGACCAUGCUGACUUGUCCAUGACUCAAAUGGGUCCCACCAAACAGUGCUAGUUACUGUUGAUGGUGGUGGACAGACAAACUUGCUGGCAGACAUGCAUGGGCCAAUGCCAUAUGGACUGUUGUAAUAAUCUUGUAUCUCUCAAUUUUACCCUCUUAGGCUCCAACCAACCAGAAUGGUAGAUUAGAUUAAGUUGGGACCAGUUAUUUUUCCCCUGUGGUCCCUACCAUAACACAGACACCUUAUGUAGCUUCUGGGAAAUGACAUACAAUGAUGCAUGCAACAAAUGGACAUGACAUACAUGGAUGAUGAUGGAUGAUAUCUAUUGCAACUUGCUAAAACCAAAAAAAUAAAUAAAUAAUUGGUAGCUGAAAAAUGGCCACACAUUUGUUGAAUUGAAUGAAGCUAUUGUGCAAAAAUGUUGCAUGUGGUUGAAAAUAAGUUCAGAUACAAAAUAUUGAUGGAGAUUGUGACCAUCAAUUGAAGUUUGUACCUAUCUUUUUUGUGUUAGUGUUGUUGGAUCCGGGCCUAGUAGAGUUAUCUAAUAAUGGAAAGGUUAGGUAGGAAGUAGGAUAAUGUUUUGAUUGUGAAUAAAUUAAUGAUGACUGAUUGAUGAGUCCUCCAGCCUUUGGCGGAUACUAACUUGUCCCUCAUUACCAAUUUCAUUAUUUUAGCUCUUAGCUAAAAUCAGAAUUGAAGAUAGCAUGUAGCAAUUAUUA